UGUUAGACAUGCUUAAUCCUUAUCUUACACCAAAGUAGACUUGCAAAUAAUAACCAUCAAAAAUCUGUUAGCCCAUUCAUUAAAAAAGUCUAACCUGUAAGUCACUCUCUCCUUAAUAACUAUAAAUUCCUCUUCAAUAAAACAAUAUAAGGGAUGAUCAAGAUCCUUCAACUCCGCAAAAGAUUAAACUAGCAAAGGGUGUUAAAUUGUUAAGCAUACCAUCCUAACUCAAUGAUAAUAGUUUUAGAGGAAGCAGCUCUAAAAAUAUCUUGACAUCUGAUAGUCCGCUUAUUACUCGUAAUAAGGAAAAUAAUUCAAUUAGUAGAAGAAUCUGUACUGAGUCAUGUGCACAAGAUAACCCAACCUCUGCAGUUAUUCAAGAAAAUAAAAAGUUGAAUGAACUGAUUUAAAGAUUAUUUAGGGAGAAAUAAGAAUUAGUUGCAAUUAUAGAGAAAUAUAAAAAUUAACCACAAUUUUAUCAUGGUCAGACUGACUAAUUUAAUCUACUAAGUUUAAAAGCAAGAAUCGAAAGAUUAGAAGCAGUUAUUGAUCAAUAAAGUGAAGAAAUAAAUGAAUGGAAACUAAAGUAUAAAUAAGCCUGUGAAGAAGAUGAGAGAGUCAAUGCGAUAGAUUAAAUGGUAUUAUUUAUUUAAUAAUAGGAAUCACAAAUACUUAAAGUGGUUGAAGAAAAUGAAAGACUGAACAAUUUAGGAUUUGAGAAGGAAAAACAACUCUCUAAUUUAAAUAAUGAAAUUACAUUUCUAUAAAAGAAAGCCUUUGAGCAUGAGUAAAAAAUAAAAGAUCAAGCCGCUCUAAUAGAUGCAUAUGAAGAGGACAUUAAAGAAUUGAAAAAAGAAUAGAAGACUAAAUUAACGAUGAUCGAAAGAUAUGAAUAGCAAUUAUAAGAAAAGAUUGAAAAUUCUUGUUAACCCUCCUUUUGCGAAAUUUAAUAAGGAUAUAUAAACAAUAAUUAAAAAAUAAUUUUAGACUACAUAAAAUAAAUAGAGUAGGUAUUAACUUAUUAAUAAUUUAGCAAUUAUGUGAUUUAUCGACAUAAUAUACCUUUCAAGUAGUGGAAAAUUAAAGAUUGUUGAGAUAAAAUAACAAUUUGAAAGAAGAAUUACUAUCUUAAUAAAUAGCGUUAGAUGAAAUAAGGACAUCCCAAAGAGGAACUUUUAAUCCUAAAUUUUAAGAAAUUAACAGAAAUCUCACUUUUUUAAGAGAAAAAAUUAUGAAAUAAAUGAUUAAAUGA
Messenger RNA from Paramecium octaurelia, 1252 nucleotides. The record is from the annotation of a GenBank genome assembly. Lineage: Eukaryota; Ciliophora; Oligohymenophorea; Peniculida; Parameciidae.